AUGGAGCGAGCUGAGGACGAUUCCCGGGAUCGUCGCCGGAGACGCACUUCGUCAGCCUCUCCUGACGCCCCAAAGGAGCGGAGGCGAAGGGACCGCGAGGAAGAAUACAGCGGCACGCGACGCCGCGACGACGGACGGAGCUCGAGGGAAGACCGCAGGAGACGCGAUUCUUACAGCCCUGACAGCAAGAGCAGUUACCAGAGGGAUGAUCGGCGCCGUGAACGACGCGACCGCUCGAGAGAUUCUGCUGACGCUCGACGAAGGCGCCGCAGUGUGUCCCGAGAGGACCGUCACCGCAGACGCCAUCGCCAUCGCCAUGACGAUGAGGAAGACAGACCGUCCAAGAGACCUCGAAGCAGGUCGCGAUCCCGUUCACCAGCACCACGACGUCGCCGGUCUCGUUCUCCUGCAACGCGUCCGGGGAGCACCUCCCCGCGCGCCCUGAAGCGGUCCAAGGGUCCUCUGCCGUCGCAAAAAGACGCAUUCUCUAACGAGGUAGCCAAGACAGACUCGCCAGCACCGGAGAAGCAGAGGCCAAAUUUCGCAAAUACGGGUCGAUUGGCAGCGGAGAGCAAUACAGUGACGGUCAAUGGCACCUCUGUUGUGCUCAAGUACCAUGAGCCGCCAGAGGCCCGCAAGCCUCCCGCCAAAGAUGCAUGGCGGCUUUACGUGUUCAAGGGAUCUGAUCUGUUGGAGACGGUGGAAUUGGGCGGACGCAGUUGCUGGCUGAUCGGACGAGAGAGACUCGUGGUUGACUUUCCCGUGGACCAUCCCAGCUGCUCGAAGCAACAUGCAGCCAUCCAAUUUCGCUACGUCGAGAAGAGGAACGAAUUUGGAGACCGUAUCGGACGGGUUCGACCCUACCUUAUCGACUUGGAAAGUGCCAACGGGUCCAUGGUCAAUGAGGAACUUAUCCCGCCAGGGAGAUAUGUGGAGUUGAGGGACAAGGACGUCCUCAAGUUUGGACUGAGCUCACGAGAAUAUGUACUCAUGCUGCCUCCCCCGGAAUGA
This is a messenger RNA of Paecilomyces variotii, 1011 nucleotides long. RefSeq names its product SMAD/FHA domain-containing protein. The coding region runs from base 1 to 1011 and encodes 336 amino acids. The transcript has a single exon. Gene Ontology annotation, molecular function: mRNA binding; protein binding. NCBI's taxonomy places the organism in Eukaryota, Fungi, Ascomycota, Eurotiomycetes, Eurotiales, Thermoascaceae. Gene Ontology annotation, biological process: maintenance of RNA location; mRNA splicing, via spliceosome. The record is from RefSeq and is a predicted model, not a curated record. Gene Ontology annotation, cellular component: nucleus.